Molecule: messenger RNA, 1587 nt
Organism: Galeopterus variegatus (Sunda flying lemur)
Lineage: Eukaryota; Metazoa; Chordata; Mammalia; Dermoptera; Cynocephalidae
Gene: PDZD9
Product: PDZ domain containing 9
Exons: 4
Coding region: 1-798 (265 amino acids)
Molecular function (GO): protein binding
Source: RefSeq, a predicted model, not a curated record
AUGGAGAAGGCGCCCCAUAAAAGCACAAAUGAAAGACAAGUCAGCUUCAAGGAGGUCAAGACAUCUGUACACAACUUGAGCAAAACAAAGCAGACCAGACUCACCGUGGGCAGCCUGGGAUUAGGCCUGAUCAUUAUCCAGCAUGGGCCAUACCUUCAGAUUACCCACCUCAUCAAGAAGGGGGCUGCAGCUAAGGAUGGAAAACUCAAGCCAGGUGAUGUUCUGAUUAGUGUUGGUCAUGCCAAUGUGUUAGGAUAUACUCUUCGAGAAUUUUUAAAGCUUUUGCAACAUAUCACCAUGGGCACUGUGCUACAAAUCAAGGUCUACCGAGAUUUUAUUGACAUACCCAAAGAAUGGCAAGAAAUAUAUGAUUUAAUUCCCGAGACCAAAUUCCCAGUAACACACACACCAAAGAAAACCGAGCAGGCAAAAGAUGAAUCUUUCACAAGCAGUGAUGACAAUGAAGACAUAGUGUUAGAGAAAAGACUUCAAUAUUAUAGAUAUCCAUGGUCAACUGAGCAUCACCCUGCAAGGAGACCAAUGUCUAUCUCCAGAGAAUGGCAUGGAUACAAAAAGAAGAACCAUACUAUCAGUGUAGGAAAAGACAUUGACUGCGAUGUGAUGAUUCACAGGGAUCACAAGAAAGAAGUGCGAGCCCCUUCUCCAUACUGGACGAUGAUGAAGCAGGACAAUGAAAGCUCCUCCUCUUCGGCUUCCUCUGCCUCAGAUGCAUUUUGGCUGGAAGACUGUGCCCAAGUUGAAAAGGUCAAAGGUCAACCAGUAAACAAGGUUGGUUAGGCAGUGGUUAGCAAAUCUGUGAUCAAACAAGCAUUUAUCUCGAAAACACCCAUUUUUUGUGUACCACCCUGUACAGGUUUGCUAUACUACAGUGACAUGUGCAGACGUAUCAAUCCUCUUUCAUGACGGCAUUGUAAAGCUUUUACAGAUCUUUGAUGUGAUAUCUAAAUGACUUCCCUGAGGUCUCACAUGCCUCACAAAUCUUAGUUCUCAAAAUAACAACAUCAUUCAGAUCAUUGAGACCCUCCUUUCUGAGAAAAUUUCUCAUCUUUUUGAAAAUGCACUAGAGAAAUCCAAUGUCAGAAUGUCUGAACAUAGUGAACUUCACUUUUUAGGGUAAAUACCACAUUUUUCUUUAAACAUUUAGUUUUUCUGUUUUUUGCAAACUUCAAGUGCCCUCCUUAAAAUAAAUAAUGAAAAUGACACGUUCUUUGGCUAGUUGUGCCCACAGAAUCCACCCCUCUCAGCCCUGCUUUUACUCUGAUUGUUGGGUUGAUAGUGAAUUACUCGAACAAGACAGCGUAGAAACAUGAGGGAGAGACAGGAGAUGAGAGAAAAACAAAACUUUGCCACAGUAAAAUCAGACAUAAAAAAUGAAGUAAUGGGAAUACAGGAUAUGAUAGGGAAUUUAUAUUUUUCAGAAAUAAUUUUAUUGCAAAAGAGGCAAAAAGGGGGUAAAAACCAGACACUUAACUGCUGUUAUUCAAAGUCACAGAUUUUUAACUUGUGCCACCAAUAAUAAUCUGGAAACAUUUGCCUUGGCAGCCAUUUAAUUUGAAUAGUUUCUGA